UGCGCCACUCAACCAUCAUGGAGAACUAACAAAACUGGGCUGUUGAAUGGCUGAAUUUCCCAUUGAUCCCAUGAUGGCAAAAAUGAUCCUUGCAUCAGAAAAGUAUAAGUGCUCAGAAGAGUUUCUGACUAUUGCUGAAGUGCUUCCUGUAAAUUGUGCCAUUUUCUACAGACCCAAGGACAAGAGAGUCGAUGCUGAUACUGCACAACACAGCCUCUUUACACCAGGUGGUGAUCAUCUCAUGCUGCUGAAUAUUGACACACAGUGGUGUUAUGCGAAUUUCUUGCAGCAUCACUCUCUGAAACGUGGACGCGACUUACGUGAUCAGUUGAUGGGGCUCAUGGCACGUGUUGAUAUAGAUCUGGUUUCAGAAGCAGGUGACACUGUUGGAAUCAGGAAGGUAACCCAAAGUAAAAUCUAACAAUACAUACAGAUAGGACCCUCGUAUUUCUGCAUUCAGACAUUCAGUUUCAUUAGUCUCAGUCUGCAACGAGCUGUGAAUCUGAGAAAUGUUUUUAGUAAAAUAUAAGCACAGUGUAACAGUUUCGGUGCAUUUUCUCCCUUUUAUUCCAUUCUCUUGAAAAAUGUAAGAGUUAA
Messenger RNA from Cryptotermes secundus, 597 nucleotides. RefSeq names its product pre-mRNA-splicing factor ATP-dependent RNA helicase DHX16-like. The record is from RefSeq and is a predicted model, not a curated record. Gene Ontology annotation, molecular function: RNA binding. The coding region runs from base 47 to 421 and encodes 124 amino acids. The transcript has 2 exons. NCBI's taxonomy places the organism in Eukaryota, Metazoa, Arthropoda, Insecta, Blattodea, Kalotermitidae. Gene Ontology annotation, cellular component: intracellular anatomical structure; catalytic step 2 spliceosome.